Annulohypoxylon truncatum is the source of this 2111-nucleotide messenger RNA. RefSeq names its product DUF1613-domain-containing protein. The record is from RefSeq and is a predicted model, not a curated record. Bases 498 to 2000 code for a protein of 500 amino acids. NCBI's taxonomy places the organism in Eukaryota, Fungi, Ascomycota, Sordariomycetes, Xylariales, Hypoxylaceae. Gene Ontology annotation, biological process: tRNA methylation. The transcript has a single exon. Gene Ontology annotation, molecular function: tRNA (uridine) methyltransferase activity.
CCAGCUUUUGGGGUCAUUUGGAAGUUGCAAAUGCCGGAAGUAUGCAGCAAAGCACAUGUCACACAAUUGAAUUGCACAAUUGCCAACAAUCGGAUAGCGGCAUGUGCCACAACAAAAUCCUAAACCAAGACAUUGUCUGUUUAGUACGAUUGGAGAUCUCGAACAUUACCUAUCUGCACUAUCCGGGCGUCUAGACAAUCAAUCCCCUAGGCUUUCAUCCUUAUUGGGAAAAUCCUGCCCCCAUUGCAACGAGGAUACCUACCUUUAUUAGCAGCUGACCCCCUGCACGACUGCAUGUGGCCUGCUUGAAAAACGGACACAUCUAGACUUUCGGUCUAGUCGUUGAUAAAUUCAACUGGAUAGCCGUACUUAUGUCAGCUUGCCGUGUCUGAUGUCCUCGGGCAACUUAUCUACCAUCUGCCUAUUAAUAUCCCAAUAUUCGCAUGUCUUGCAGAUAACAUAUAUUGAAGGCGACCUGUCAGAUCGUGCUUGGGUAUAUGAUGGGGUUCGAGGCGGAAGAGUUUACCGAAGGUUCCCCAAGCCUAAUCGAAGAUUCAUCCGGUUCAAGAUGGACUCCUCUGUUCCAAAAGAGUUGCGAGUUCAAUUCGAAAAUUUUCUUCGACGUUAUGAUGAAUUUCAUUCGCAACCCGAAUAUCAAUUCCAACUGGCUAUUCCGGGCUGACAUACUGGUCGAGCAAAAUCCUGAUCAACUGAUAUCGACUGAUCCCUUGAUCACACGGUCAGCUAUCCUCGACUUCCAAAAUAUGCACCUUGAUAAGGUAUUGGUGCGGAAACUUAUUCCCAGAAACACCCUAAGAGAUCAACCUCUAGAUCAAACCUGCCUAAUAUACCAUGGUAGUGGACCGGGUAAUAUAGAGAGGUCUAUGGUCGUUUACAAACCCCAUAUCUCAUCUCCGGCCGACAUACCAUUCUAUCAUCCUAAAAUACAAGGUAUGGCAUUUCUUCAUGAGUGGAAUGCCGAGAGCAACGAAGGCUCGGUGUCCAUUCAUUACCAUUUCUUUGAUAACGAAGACCAUUCGCCAAAGUUGGUGAGAACCGGUCUCAACCUCUUGGGAACGCUCCACAAGCAUGGAGAAGGGACAAGAGCAGGGUACGUCAAGCGAGUUCACCACGAUACCAUCAUCCCUCAAAUAUCUGUUCAGAAUACGUAUGCUCGACUAAAGGAAAAAUAUGCCCGACAACUUAUCCAGACCUGGGCUGAGGUUACAGAUCCUUCCAAGCACGUAUUCGAGGAUUUGAGUAUUGCGGCAUUCCUGAUUGAACUCUGGGCUCAGAUGUACCAAAGCUCUCCCUUCCCUGGAUUUGUUGAUAUUGGCUGUGGCAAUGGCCUCCUGGUGUACAUCCUCCAUGAGGAAGGUUACUUGGGAUGGGGAUUUGACGCACGGAAACGCAAAUCUUGGGAGAAUUAUUCCCGCGCAAUGAGCGGGGAAUCUGAGCCCAAAGAGACUCUUCGACAGCAUGUCUUGCUCCCUUCCGUCAUCGGUCGUCAUCCGAAUGUAGGAGAUGUAAGUGGCGAGAACGGCGAGACCGUCUCCGGCGUAGAGAGUAGUAAUAUUAUCCACGAUGGCUUAUUUCCUAGAGGGACUUUUAUUAUCUCUAAUCAUGCCGACGAGCUGACUCCAUGGACACCAAUACUUGCCACCUUGUCAGACUGUCCAUUUAUUAUGAUACCAUGUUGCAGUCAUAGCUUGACAGGAGCAAGAUUUAGAGCACCUGCGCCGAAGGCUCAGAACAAGUCCUCAUCAGCAUACUCGUCACUUGUUGAGUGGGUAACAAAAAUUGCAACGGAUUGCGGGUGGGAGUUGGAAACCGAGAUGCUGAGGAUACCAAGUACAAGAAAUACAGGUCUACUUGGUAGGAAAAGAAGUUGUCCAACUUUAUCCGUGGAUAUACAAGAUAUCAUAGCUAAAUACGGUGGCGCAGAAGGAUAUAGAGAUAAUGUGAUGAAGCUCGUAUAUAAUUCGGCAAGAGGCCAUUGAUUGAUUAUAUAUGGAAAAUCGAGAGUUAAAAUAACAAAACACACCUAUAUUUAACAUCCUAUACAGCAAUGCUACCGGCAUCUACGAACAAUAAAAUCGCCAAUAAAUGCA